Molecule: messenger RNA, 702 nt
Organism: Haemonchus placei
Lineage: Eukaryota; Metazoa; Nematoda; Chromadorea; Rhabditida; Trichostrongylidae
Source: the annotation of a GenBank genome assembly
UUUGUCUAUUAUUCACCAUCUUCUAGACCAACAGCGUCACCGUCAUUAGUGGGUAACAAGGAUCGCUUUGGAGGAUUGUUGGAGGAGUAUAGCCGCCGUACAAGUCCUUCACCUAUGCAUCCCAUGGCUGUGCGUACAGCCACAGUAGAGUUGUCGCUGAAUCGCGGUGACGUGGUUCGUAUACGAAGAGACGUGGAUGCGAACUGGUUGGAAGGUGAACGUAACGGUCAAAGUGGCUUGUUUCCUCGGAGUUAUGUACAGGUGGGAACGAGAUUCAUCAUUUCGACGAAAGCUAUUUAUCCGUUCACAGCACGACGAGCUACUGAACUUUCACUCAAGAUGGGUGAAUUGGUUACUUUACGAAGAGAGAUCGACGAGAACUGGUUGGAAGGCACGAAUCAUCUCGGUGAAAUUGGAAUUUUUCCCAGAACGGUGGUGCUUACGAAAGUUUCGAUUUUCCAGAGCGUUCAGAAUGAACCGUUGGCAUACUCCUUUUAUUCUUCCAAAGCCGUUCAAAUCACCUCGCAUUUCAGUUAUCGUGCUCUCUAUCCAUACAGUCCUAUGAAGGACGAUGAGGUGGCGUUAGAAGUGAAUGACAUCAUUUUCGUCGUUGAAAAAUGCGAUGACGGCUGGUACAUUGGAACCGUUUUGCGAACCGGGCAGUUCGGUACCUUCCCAGGCAACUAUGUGGAAAGGCAUUAG